Molecule: messenger RNA, 3119 nt
Organism: Stomoxys calcitrans (stable fly)
Lineage: Eukaryota; Metazoa; Arthropoda; Insecta; Diptera; Muscidae
Gene: IntS4
Product: integrator complex subunit 4
Exons: 2
Coding region: 99-2951 (950 amino acids)
Biological process (GO): snRNA processing
Cellular component (GO): integrator complex
Source: RefSeq, a predicted model, not a curated record
CUUUGUUGUCUAGACGGCGUAUUUAUUAUUUAUCUAAUUUCAUCCAAAAACUUUGCAGGCUAAUAGUCAAGUACAAGUUUACAGCCUUAUUCCUUAAAAUGGCCAGUAUUUCGAUUGCUGUAAAGAGGCCGAUUUCGGUAACAGAGACUCUUGAAGCUAGCAGCUCUCAACCACCCCACAAGAAGAUUAGAAUACAAACAACCACUAAAAACGCAGCAAAUGGCAAACUUCAACAAGCAUUGAACAUUCUUGAGACUAUUUCACCACAGAAUAGCAAGGAGCUUCUGGAUCUAUUAGUAAAGAUAGCAGAUGAACUGGUACUAAACGAUUGUCAGUUGCCAGAAAUACAUGAUGCUAUAAGUAAACUUAUCGAGUUAUUUCGCCAGGAGCGUGAUGGAGACACCACGAUCAGAGUCAUGAUAUUGGGUUUGCUGGCAGAUCUUUCUGAUAUUCGUAUUGCCGAGGUGGUAAAUGCCUUAAUUGAUGAAAUCAUAGGCGUAUUGAAGUAUGAAAAGUCACAAAAGGUAAUUGCCCAAGGCUUAGGUAGUUUGCACAAAAUUGGUACGAAAAACUUGAAAAUUUUAGCCACAAUGCAUGUUACCAAAAUAGCCCAUUUUGCACAGCAACAAUUGUGCUCGGAGUCGCAUCAAACACAGAAAAAUGCCUUAAUGGUGUUGUCUUCUUUUGUUGCUUUGACGGAUGCCAAGAAGGGUGUUAUCGAUACCAUUGGCCACUAUGCCGACUCCCAGGAUUCUGGGGUGAGGGCACAAAGUUUGAGAUCCAUACUAUGUUUAGGCGAAAGAGGAGCACUACUAUCACCCGCCUUAUAUCAAAGAGCUGUAGAUGCAAUGCAAGACGACUAUGAAUGUGUACGUCAACAGGCUCUACAAUUGGUCUUGCAGAUAGGCCUUAAGCAUCCCGAACACAUGAUAUUAUGUGGCACAGAGGACGAAGAAGAAAUGCGCCUAAUAGAUGCGGCCUUUAGUAAAGUAUGCGCUGCCCUUUGUGACUUAUCGAUUCAGAUAAGAGUUCAAGCGGCAGAACAUUUAGGACAAAUGACUAUGGUGGGUCCCGAGUUUCUGCAUCAAACUUUGGAUAAAAAGCUUAUGAGUAAUUUGCGACGUAAGAAAACCGCCCAUGAAAGAGGAGCUCAACUGGUGGCAUCUGGUGAAUGGUCCUCUGGUAAACGUUGGGCCGAUGAUGCUCCACAAGAGCAUUUGGAUGCCAAGACAAUAUCCUUAAUAGCUAGCGGAGCUUGCGGCGCCUUGGUACAUGGCUUGGAGGAUGAAUUCAUGGAAGUGCGCAUAGCCACGGUAGAUUCAAUGUGUAAAUUGGCUCUCAAGCACCCGGACUUUGCAGUUACUUGUUUGGAUUUUCUUGUCGACAUGUUCAAUGAUGAAAUCGAAGAAGUUCGGCUCAAAGCAAUUUAUAGUCUGACUGCAAUAGCCCGUCAUAUUGUUUUGAGAGAAGAUCAAUUGGAAAUUAUGUUGUCGUCUCUGGAAGAUUUUUCGGUUGAGGUACGAGAGGGCCUUCACUUGAUGCUGGGGGCCUGCCGUGUAUCCACUCAGGCUUGUCUGCUGAUGGUAGUGCAAAAACUGCUGGAUGUGUUGGCAAAAUACCCGCAGGAUAAAUUGUCAGCAUUCGGUUGCAUGCGUAAAGUAGGCCAAAAACAUCCCCAUCUUUGCAUGGCAGUUACAUCGCAUCUUCUACAGGAUCAUCCAUUUUUCGAUAGUGCUGAGCGUGAUGUUGAAGAUCCAUCAUAUCUUUGUAUAUUGAUACUGUUAUUUAACGCUGCUGCUAGCUUAGUCCCGAUUAUUAGUCUAUUUCCCGAUGUUACGCUUAAGCAUUAUGCUUACCUUCGGGAUGCAAUGCCUGCACUUGUUCCGCCACUACCCAUAGAGGGCGCUUCCACGAAAAAGCCCAUGGAUGAUGUAAAUAGUUCCAACAAUUCUCGAGAAUAUUUGGAAACAAUGCUGGCUCAUAUUAAUGACAUAUUUACCAUUGCCACCGAACGAGUGCCUCUGCUUAAGACCGCUCAGGAUAAUCUAAAGCGUUUGGGCGAAAUCGAUCCGGAAAUGGUGGGAACUGCAAAUUUUUUGGAAACAUUUUUGGCUGCACAGAUUCAAAUCGAGCAGCUGCAAUCGUGUACUACAUCACAUCAUAGCCGAGCACCUCUAAAGGAGAGCCUAUCACAGUUAGUGCGCAACUGUUUGAAAUUACAGCACAUAUUUUCUGGUCUUAGCUAUAGUGAUAUGCUGUUGGUGAAACAGAUAUGCUUAAGAGCCAGCGCAUUGCACUUGGUGUUGGUAGUUCGUGAUCGAUCCCAAAGUGCUUUGGGCCCUUGUCAAAUGUUGCUGCAGACGGCGUCGGAUAUAAGCAAUUUUCUUGAUGACAAAGAAUCUUUCCAACCAGACACUUUAACCACGUCGCUACUUAAUCAGCUUUCAAGUAUUGUGGACCCUAAACCUGGCAAAGUGUUUAGAGAAAUAUUACCGCUUGUGCAAAGGCCAUGUGUUGUGCGUAUGCCACCACCUAAUGUAAACAUUAAAAUGUGUGAGGCCAAUAUUUUGGAGCCUUGUCCUCAGAUGUCUCAGGAUAAUGUUAUUAAAGUGACAGCAGGCCUUAUAGCCGCCCUACCGUUUGUAGCAGAAAUCGAUAAUCUCCAAGAGACCCAAAAGAAUGAUAUGCGCAUAAAAAUUAAAUACCCCGAUCAACAUAUGCACACAGUUGUACCAAAAUUAUCCGAUUUCAAAAAAAUUAUGACCGAGCAGGGAGCCCAUGAGACAAAUGUUAAGUUAAGAACAACAAUAUUACUAUCCCAUUCUGUUUGGACAGAAGCCUCGUCGGUGGAAAUUACCCUAUGUUUGGCUGUACGGCCGGGUACUGAUUUAGAGUUAUGUAAACCAGCUAAGAUACUAUUUGCGCCGAAACCAGUCAGACGUGGUAUUUAAGGAGACAUAUACUUUUUAGUGUUAAGAAUAAAAAUUGCAGUUUUUUGUAAUUUGGUUCAAUGUGAAAGAUGUUUAUAAGAUUAUUGUAACUCUCAUGGAGAAAUGCGAAAGGAAGGAAACCAAUUGCGAUGUGAAUCAAAAUACAACAAAAUUUUGUAUGAAAAUCGA